Molecule: messenger RNA, 1241 nt
Organism: Cornus florida
Lineage: Eukaryota; Viridiplantae; Streptophyta; Magnoliopsida; Cornales; Cornaceae
Product: transcriptional regulator SUPERMAN-like
Exons: 1
Coding region: 320-844 (174 amino acids)
Source: RefSeq, a predicted model, not a curated record
CUAACGGAAUGGGUCAGUCAGCAAACAUCUAAGAGACCUUGUCUCCCUCUCCACGCCUUCACUCAGCUCACAAUGGCAUUGCCUAUGCUCUUUUAUUGUCCUUUGCUUCACACCCUCUUCACCUCUCCUCCUCUAUAACACCUCCCUCUCUCAAACAUCUAAAAUCCCCUAAAUUCUUUAACAAGAAACACUUCGUUUCCGAUCCAUGUAGAAUACCUAUCCAGAAGUUUUCGCGACUCAAUCAUACCUAGGCUUGCAGAAUAAUCAAGGAUUUGACCUUUUCCGAACUCUGUGUAAACUUUUCUUGAUUAGUUUCACCAUGGAAGAAUCUGGUAAUCACAAAGAAGCUGCGAACUCAAGCGAAGAAGUUGAUCAACCGGAGCGAGAGAAUUGCAGCGAUAUUGUAGGCACUGGUAGAUCCUAUGAUUGCAUGUUCUGCAAGAGAGGCUUCACUACGGCACAAGCUUUGGGUGGACACAUGAACAUCCAUAGGAAAGAUAGAGCCAAGAACAGGCCUUCUUUGAUUAAUUCCAAUCAGCACGAAGAGAACCACGCGACGCCCAUGUUCUACCAUCCAAUUUCAAGCUACCCACCUCAUUUUCCUGCACCCCACGAAGCACUGAUCAAUUACCGGACAUAUAUUCCAGCUUCCACAUCAGUUUCAAGGCCAUCAUACUCGCACCACAAAAGCAGUGAUGAUCACUUAAAUUCGAUAGGAGAGGACUGGCGGAUGAGCUUGAGCUUGCAAUUUGGUUUUGGUGCUGCCCAGGCCACGGAAGAUGCUGAAAAGAAGAAAGAAGAAGAUGGAUUAGAUUUGGAGCUUCGGCUUGGUCAUGAUCCGUAGAGUUCUUAACUCAGUUCGCGUGAUACUGUACAGCUAUGUGUUCAUGUUACUUGCAGGAUUAAUUAAUUUCUUAUGCAAAGACACCAUUAUGCAAAGACACCAUUUCGCGGGAUUUGUAUAAAGUGGUACUUUUUUGCAUAGGGUUUGCUUAAUUCUGUGGAAGUCAUGAUGAAGGGGAAGAAAUCCAGAAUUGUCCUGAGGUUGGGAAUUUUCAAUGGAUGAUCAUCACUUUCUGGUAACAUAUAUAUUUGUCCUAGAAGUAGCUAUAUAUAUAUAUAUGUUGUUUUAUCUCAAUAUUUAUGCAUAUAGCCCUUAUUUGAUUAGGGAUAUAUGAGAUGUUGAUUUUAUUUCAAUGUGUUUCUUAGCUACAAUUUAUAUAUAUGUGGUUUCUAGUAAA